Kazachstania africana CBS 2517 is the source of this 708-nucleotide messenger RNA. RefSeq names its product C2H2-type zinc finger protein. Gene Ontology annotation, molecular function: RNA polymerase II cis-regulatory region sequence-specific DNA binding; DNA-binding transcription factor activity, RNA polymerase II-specific. Gene Ontology annotation, biological process: regulation of transcription by RNA polymerase II. Bases 1 to 708 code for a protein of 235 amino acids. The transcript has a single exon. NCBI's taxonomy places the organism in Eukaryota, Fungi, Ascomycota, Saccharomycetes, Saccharomycetales, Saccharomycetaceae. The record is from RefSeq and is a predicted model, not a curated record. Gene Ontology annotation, cellular component: nucleus.
AUGUAUGGAGCACAGUCAGGUAAUAUGAUGGUAGCAGGUACCCAGUAUAAGUACAAGUCCAGUGCGCCGCUUUCAGAUAAGACGAGCAAGACAAAUGGGAUGUACGUCUGUCAUUAUUGUGACGCUUCCUUCCGUAUAAGAGGUUAUUUGACUCGUCAUAUAAAGAAACAUUCCAUUGAAAAGGCUUACCAUUGUCCUUUUUACAACGAACAUCAGCCAUCUGAAUUGAAAUGCCACAACUCCGGUGGAUUUUCAAGGCGAGACACGUACAAGACACAUCUCAAAUCUAGACAUAUUUUAUAUCCUAAAGGUGUGAAACAGAACGAACGUAAUAAAUCCACUGGACAUUGUGCACAGUGCGGCGAGUUCUUCCAAAACCUAGAUCACUGGGUGGAAACACACAUAGAAAGUGGAGAAUGUACUGCAUUACCUUCAAAUUAUGUUAAGAAGCAAACUCGUAAUCUCAAUACCAAAUUGAAACAGCUACCCAAUAACAGAUACAUAUCCAUGGAUGAGGAUAAAGAGCUACCUUUACCUCUAGACAUGGAACAAUCUCCAAUAGACAUCUCUAAAUAUCCAUUGGACUAUUUUAUUCAACAACCAACCAAAAAAAGUCACACCGUAGACACUACGGUUUGUCUGAACACCAUGAAAGGGACGAUCGAAUACCUCAACAUGUAUAAUGACUAUUUCAAUACAGAUGUAUAG